Molecule: messenger RNA, 3712 nt
Organism: Micropterus salmoides (largemouth bass)
Lineage: Eukaryota; Metazoa; Chordata; Actinopteri; Centrarchiformes; Centrarchidae
Product: apoptosis-inducing factor 3
Exons: 21
Coding region: 755-2554 (599 amino acids)
Biological process (GO): execution phase of apoptosis
Cellular component (GO): cytoplasm; mitochondrion
Molecular function (GO): oxidoreductase activity, acting on NAD(P)H; 2 iron, 2 sulfur cluster binding; flavin adenine dinucleotide binding
Source: RefSeq, a predicted model, not a curated record
GUUUGGGAAAGAGAGAGGAGGGGCGGGAGGACGAGAGCAGGGAACGGUGAGAAUUCAUGCUGUGUUAGCAUCCCCUCAGCAACUCCAUCAAUACUGCAUACAGCUGAGAAACUGGCAAAGGUCCCCCGUGCUGCAUUUACAGACUCGGCCAGGGAAAGAGAGCAACUCCCACGACCGGUCUGCUUAGUCUGCUGCUGGAAGGGGGCUCUGCAAGGGGCAGAGCGCGCACACACACACACGCACACUCACGCUUACACUCAUACACUCACUAGAGCCUCUGCUGCAUCAAGAGGCAGAAGAGGAGAGCGGAGGAGGGUGCAGAGGGACAUACAGACUGGGAAUACUCCAAUGGACUGAGCCAAUCCCGGAGAGGGACAGGAUUGUUAGGAGACUCAUGUGCUAAUAUGUUGCCGUGCUCCGCAGGGGAAGCUGAGCACCAGGGAGUUUGACAGGAUCUCAGUGCACCUGCUCCAUGCACACUGUUAAGACACAUAGGCAAUGGAGUAAAUAGAAGUCAAUCAAAAGCUUCUUGGCAUUUCGGGAAACAUCCUGCUGACCCAACUGACGAAGAUUAUGUGAAGGAGCUGACGUGUGCGAUGGCCAGCUUGGACCUGCAGGUUGUCAUUUACACAGUUGUGUGUUAUCGUUACCUCCCAACAAAGCAGCCCAGCCUGAGGAUCUGACCGCGCCUCCCCUCCCUCUCCCUCUCCCUUUCCCUCCCGCUCCCUGGGUGUCCCACAAUCCUGGGCCCACCAUGGGAGGAUGCUUCUCCAAACCCAAACCAGUUGAAGUUAAAGUGGAACUCUCUCUCCUGGAAAAAGAAAAAGAGGUGGAUGGGCUGUCACCUAAUGGCAAAGCGAGUCCCUUUGCUGACUGCAGACCUAACGGGGCACUGGGACAUGGCUCUGAUGACGACUCCACGCCGCUCCCCCUCUACCACAAACCACGGGACUACGUGGAGGCCUCCGUCUGUCAUGUUAAAGAUCUGGAAAACGGACAGAUGCGAGAGGUUGACUUGGGAAGUGGCAGAGCUUUGUUGAUCAAAGAACACGGGGAGUUCUCCGCCAUGGCCCACAAGUGUCCACACUACGGAGCACCCCUGGUCAAAGGUGUGUUGUCAAAAGGACACGUGCGCUGUCCCUGGCACGGGGCGUGUUUCAAUAUUGCAACGGGAGACCUGGAAGACUUCCCUGGGCUGGACAGCCUGCCUACCUUCCAGGUCAGAAUUGAAAAGGACAAGGUGAUCAUUCGUGCAAACAAGCAGGCUCUUCAGUCACAGAAAAGGUCAAAGCCUAUGGCCCGAUGUUCAGCCGUCAUUAACUCCAGCACAGGCUUCAGCCAUGUUCUCAUCAUUGGCUCAGGUCCAGCAGGUCUGGUGUGUGCAGAGACACUGAGGCAAGAGGGCUUCACUGAUCGCAUCGUCAUGUGCACCAUGGACAGACAUCCUCCAUAUGACAGGCCUAAACUGAGUAAGUCCUUAGACAGCACAGCAGAGCAGCUGAGAUUGCGCUCCAUGGACUUUCUACAGGACCAUGACAUUGAACUGCUCACAGAGAAAGAGGUUGUGGCAAUAGAUGUGAAAACACGAUCUGUGACCUUUGAAGACGGCUUGAGGAUGGAGUACAGGAAACUCUUUAUUGCUACAGGAAGCAAACCCAAACCAAUGAACUACAAAGGCAUUGAUGUCAAGAACGUGUUUCACCUCCGGACGCCUGAGGACGCCAACAGCAUAGCGAGGCUGGCCAACAACAAGAACGCUGUGAUUGUUGGAACAUCAUUUGUUGGUAUGGAGGUGGCCGCAGCUCUAACUGACAAGGCCCACUCGGUCUCUGUCAUCGGGAUCGAGACAGUCCCCUUUAAAAAAGCUCUCGGGGAGAAAGUAGGGAAAGCCAUAAUGAAGCUGUUUGAGGUAAACAGGGUGAAGUUCUACAUGCUGAAUGAGGUGUCAGAGAUGAUUGGCCAUCAUGGACAGCUGAAAGAGGUGGUACUGAAGAGUGGAAAGGUCCUGCGGGCAGACGUGUGUGUGAUCGGAGCAGGAAGUAUUCCUGCAACAGGCUUCCUGAAACAGAGCGGCAUCCACAUGGACUCCAAGGGCUUCAUCACUGUCAACAAGAUGAUGCAGACAAAUGCUGAUGGUGUCUUUGCUGGAGGAGAUGUGGUUAUAUUUCCUUUCCCGUCACGCAACAACAAGAAGGUGAACAUCCCUCAUUGGCAAAUGGCUCAUGUACAUGGAAGGGUGGCAGCUCUCAGCAUGAUGGGCAGAGCCACUGAGAUCAAAACUGUGCCUUACUUCUGGUCAGCCAUGUUUGGAAAGACCAUACGCUACGCAGGUUAUGGUGAUGGAUUUGAUGAUGUCAUUAUACAAGGAGAUCUGGAUGAACUGAGAUUUGUGGCGUUUUACACCAGGAGCGAGGAGGUGGUUGCUGUUGCCAGCAUGAACUAUGAUCCCAUUGUGUCCCGAGUGGCAGAGGUCUUAGGAUCCGGAAAGACGAUUAAGAAACGAGAUGUGGAGACUGGAGACAUUUCUUGGUUGAUUGACAAAGGGUCUCAAUGACUUCACAUCUGAAGGUCACAGGGACAGACCCAAAGACCACCUCAACAUGGAUACUUAUGGUGCUGAGACACUGAGCAGCUAUCCCAGUCUGGACAUACACACACACACACACACACACACACACACAGGAGGCAGGACUGUUGGAGACGCACUUCCUUGAGGAAACCUGCUUUUGUUCUGAGAGACACUUUAACGUGAAAAAUGGACAGUCUGAACACACUGAAUCACUGUGUCGUCAGGUCUUUCAUGACAAUGUUGUCAUGUUUCACAAUUGGAUUCAGCCUCUGCAAGUCGUAUCUACCUGUACACUUUGUUUAUAAGAAGCCUGGGAUGGGCAUGGGCAUAUUUUUUGUACAAAUAACAUUGUAUAUAGCUAUAAUCCUGAAUGCACUGUAACAAAAUAAGAACAUACAAUUUGAACUGAAUUUUUCUAAGUUUUAAAUAACAGAUUUGGUUGUAUGCUCGCAUACAGGCUUUAGAUCUGCAUGGUGUCAUGAAUUCAGAAAAAUAACCCCCUAAACAGAGUUUUCAAUGUAGACGCAUCCGUAAACAGAGCUUAAAUCUGCUAAAAACAAACUGCAUAAUCACUUGCAGCAGAACCCUGAAUGCAGCUUUUAACCAACUCACUUGACACACACACAUGCACGCAGCUUUAAUUUGUAAUAAAUUACAAUUUCUAGGAUUACAACAUACCUCUUUGUAUUGGUUGCCUUGCUAGUAGAUUGCACAAAUUAAAUUUGAUUAAUGUAUUUCCUAAUAAAUAUAUUUCACCCCUUUUAGACAAAUCCCAUAGUAGCUUAAGGUUAUUUUGAUAGUUGUCACCUCCAAUGGGAUAUUCUUUGUUACUAACUCAGGGAACUGAGGUUUGUGGCCUAGGAUUACUGGGCUUUCUGGGGUUACAGGUACUUUUGCAAGCAGAUAUGAAUUUGUUGCUUUAAUAUUUCCCUACGGUUAUUGUUAUUUCACCGGUUGUUUCAUUUUCAUUCAGAACCACUUAUAAUGGGUAUAUUACAUCCCAGUGUGCUGAUGAUGCCAAAAAUACUUUAGCCCCGAAACACAAGUCCACACAGCAUUUCAAAAAGCAUCGUUCUUCCUACAGAGAAGCCUGGAACAGCAUUUUUAUAACUAAACUUUAAAAUAAAAGUCUUCCAACAAUAA